AUGAAUAGUCUUCAAAAACCCAAUAUUUACAAUGAAUAUUCGCCAUUCAAUGAAUCAAUCAGACAAUAUGGUUCGGACUUGUUCGAUGAAAUUCGAGAAAAUUUGUCACGCACCAUCCAGAUAGGAGAAUUAAAUCCUGGCCUUUUAAUUUGGUCACGGAAUUUAAAAGAAUUCAUUUUAAAAUAUGGAUUUUAUUUUUCCAAGGUCGAUCAUCUUAAAUUAAUCAAUUUAUAUCUUUCUAUUCUCUCCAUUACUGAUUUGAAUUAUAUCUAUGUUCAACUAUGUUUUGACAUGCUUCGUGAUCUCCUUCGAAAGACUCGUUUGAUCACACGAGAUGACUUGGAAAUUGAUUGGAGAAUAUUAUAUUAUUGGGCUCGAUUGAUUGAUGAUAAUCAUGAUAAAAUUAAUGGAUUAGUCACUUUACCCGGGUUCCGUCUAAUCGAUAUUUUUUCAUCAGUGGCUUGGCAUAAUAUUGGUUAUAUUAAUUGGGAACCAUGGAUGUCACAAAUCUUCACACGAAUACUCAGAGGAUUUUCACUUCCAAUGGGUAAACCACAAAAAACUCCACAAAGAUAUCCCCAUUUUGUCCCAGAGGUGGCAAAAUGGAUUGUUGCGAUGAUAGGCAAUGACAGUUCGUGUCUACAAUACUUGACAGAUCUGUUAAUUAGCAUUCGAAGUUUCUAUCAUCCAUCAAACAUGGGCAAAUUUCAGAAAAAUCUAGUCGAAUUUCUCUUGAAACUUACCACGUAUUUUGUCGAUCGAGUUCAUUUAGAACGCAAAGCUCAUCCUGUUUGGUUUUUCACACCACUGUCAUCUCAUCGACUGACGGAAGAAAAUAUCACUGAUUUUGUCAAUUGUCUCAAAGAGUAUGUUUUUAUGUCUAUUUUUAAUCAAGAUUAUACAGAAACAGCAGUAGAAGCUUGUCAUUAUCUUUCGAUACUUCGGCCAGAAUUAAUAAUUCCAUCUAUCGUUGAAAAACAUUUAUUGGCGAUUGAUAGUAUGACUGAACCACAUCGAUUUACAUCCAUCAUCACUUGUUUAACACACAUUGCUCGUCAAAUAGUACAACAAACACCAUCUUAUACUCAAGGUCAAACUUAUGUUUUACCGUUACUGAUAUCUGUAUUACCUGGUAUCGAUCUGAAUGAUUUUAAGAAAACAUCCGUUACAUUAGAACUUCUUGACAUUAUAUUGAUGCAAAUCACAUGUAUUGAUUGUUCAUCGGCCGUAAAUAUUCGAACUGAUUUAACUGAAAUUGAAAGAGAAGUAUGUUUAUCGACAUCGAAAUUUGAAGGUUUUAUCAAUGAAUUUCUGAAUCGAAUAUUUCAUAUCAUUGAGAUUUCAUCGGCCGAGAUAUCUGAUGCGGUAACGACGGAUGCAAAUGAUAAUAAGCCGGAUAUAGACAUCCAGCCAAAAGUGACUUCAAUCCUAUUCAAUAUUGUUCAACAAUGUAGCAACCCUAUUUUUCAAAAAAUUCGAGAGAAGAUAAUGGAUUUUCUUAGUAGUCAAUGUUUAUCACCAAAAGUACGAGACAUCGCUAGUGGUCUCGUUCGAGCACUUGUCAAAGGUAAUCCAAUGGAAACACUGAAAUAUCUUCUUCCUGAAAUAUGCGAAUCUAUUAAAAACAAAUUUAACAAUUCUGAAUCAACAUUAUUAACUGAUUACAAAGAUAAUAUAGAAUUGAUCUGGUAUUUAGUUGUCUUUGCUGAACUUCUCCGUGCUCGUGGUGAUGUUUUACUAAUCUAUAAACAAUUGAUUAUGUCUGUAUUUCAUCAAUGUAUUCAAAUUGUUAACAAGAAUUCAUAUAAAGCAGUGGCUAACGCUGUUAUAAAUUUACUUGAAUCUCUUUCCUAUUCGUAUCCAGUUGAUUAUCGACUGUUGGUCAUCAAUAGUGACGAAUCAUUCGACAAUUUUUUACCAAUUCGACUAUGGGGACAAUCUGUAGAUAUUGAUAAAGUUCAACCUCAGUUUCACAUGCCCAGUAUUGAUGAAAUUGAUUUUGUUUACGAAUUUGUCGAAAUAUUUCUAUAUCCUGAAUUGGCGCGAUUGAAUGAAAAAGGUUUAAAAAUGUCCAAUAACGAACGAUUGAGAUCUCUCACCAUUAUUCAGUCGAUCGCCGAAGGAGCCUUUUGUCUGGUGCCUCCUAUUGAAAGUAAAGAAGUACAAAAUCUUAUGGUACAAUCAAUGGUUCCAUAUUAUUCCAAAUAUCGAAUUCGACUCUCAAAAAAUUCAACAGAACUUAAAUGCCGAGAGAAUUUGCGAUUACGACUCUUCAUCGAUAUUGGAUUGCUCCUAGACAAGCUCGUCGAAAAUCAUUCGGAUGAUGUUUUAUCGAUACAAAAAGCUCUCGGAUUCUAUCGAUUAAUUUCUAGUUAUUACGGUAUUUACAAGCAUGGAAUUUAUGAUUUGUCAAAAGAUUUCGGUUCUCAAAAAAAAUUAUUAAAAAACAAACUAUGGGGUGAAAGACAAAAUCUUCGUUUCUUAAUCAUUCGAGAAAUGGCUUUGAAGAUUAAAGAACUUGAAACAAAAGGUAAUUAUGGUUCAUUAAAUGAGAUUAACAAAGAGAUAAUCUUCAAAUUAUUCGAACUAUCGAUUAAUCGAUACAGUGAAGUGCGUCGCAAAGCACAAGAAGACCUUUUUUGCCUAUUCAAUCGUAUUCACUUCUCAUAUCAAGUGAUUGUUGAUCGUAUUGUCGAAUUACUCAAGAGCACAAGCGAACACGAUCAUGAUCAAAUCAAAGGCUGUUUAUACUUACUGCUUGGUGAUGAUUGUUUUUUCUUACCAACGAAAUAUUCGUGGACGACCAGGAAAAAACUAUGGCCACUAAUCGCACAUAUGACUCAUACAAAGAAAACUAGUACUCAAAAAUUGAUCGAAGAUAUUUAUAAAAAGAUUUGUAAACAAUUCGCUACGGAUAUUAUCAUUCAGAAUACUAAUGAAAAAUCGAUUUGUGCAGCUAAGACUCUAUGGCGUUCAUUAGAAACAAACGAAAUGCAACAAAUCGAAAAAUAUAAUCAAAAUAAUAUUCAGUCCUACAAUCGUUUAAUGGAAACACUUAGUUUAUUAUUAAAAGAUUCUUCGUUGACAUGGAAAGAACAAGAAAUCACAUUGUCAUUAUUAUGUGAUCUUCGUCAAAAUCGUGUGCCAAUGCCAUUAUCCUGUAUUGAAACUUUUCUCGAUUGUCUCAUUCAUGAUCAUAUAGAAAUACGAAAAUUAGCUAUCAUAGGAAUUAUUUCAUUAUGUCGUUUGCAAAAACCACCACGCAUCUAUGUAGAAAAAUCUCUCGAAGAAAUUUUAUGUAACAAUAGUAAACCACUUCCUCAUAUGACUACUGAUCACUGCCAUCCGGGUGAUCGGGAGGAUAACUUAUGGUUGACAUUUAAUGAUUAUAAACCACCGGAAACACAAAUCGAAUGGGAAGAAACAUGCUUUUUAGAUAAAUCAUUUCAUGGAUAUUAUACUUGGCCAAAAAUAAUUAAAUACCCAAUGAAUAAACGAGCACGUUAUACAAAAGAUCAUGAAAUGCCCAAAGAUGUAACCAUUUUAUAUGAUCGUUUUAUGAAUAAACAAUUUGUAAGACAAAUCACACAAUUGAUGAUUUUGAACGAGAACGAGAAUGAAGAACAAAAGAAAUUUGAUAAAGACCAAUUUGUUAUGUUUAAAGGUCUAUUUCGUAAUUUUGGGUUGGCAUUUUUUGAUAAUUUCAUAGAACAAUUGAACGAACUCAUUCAUGAAAAGAUCACAGAAAAACAAGAAGGCAGUCAUCGAGUAGCUGCACAAAUUGUAGCAGGAAUGAUUUGCGGCUCAACAAAUUGGACAUUAAAAAUGUUGAAUGAACUAUGGGAAAAACUCACGCCGUUACUUACUGAAGUUUGUAAUAAUCUAAAUUCCGAAAUAUUAUCGCAUUGGAAUGCAUGUUUCUUUUAUAUCAUUAUAAAUAAAGAUCCACGUCGAAUGUUCCGCGUAAUUCAUUUUCUGUGCACACUAAUCAAUGCAAAAUCAACAUCGAAUACAUUUAAUGAAUCAGCACGUUGGUGCUUAAUUCGAAAUUUAGACGAAUUUCAGUGGCGCAUACCAUCUGUUUGGUGUGAAGUGUAUAAACACAUUGCAGAAUUACUCGAUCAUUCAUCUCUAAGCGUUCGUACUCGUAUUGCUUAUGUAUUAGCGUUGUCAAUGAGCCAUGAUGUCACAUUGCUCGAUGGUCAGUCGACACGUCAACCAAAUAUUAAUGUAUUUCUCGACACUAUAUCUGAACGAUUGAAUCAAGCCAUCGAAAUUUGUGAAAGAUUACCAAUAAAUUUGAUAUCAGAUCAGAUUCUUGAGACUGAUCUGGAAACUCAGAAAGCUUUCCAUUUCAUUGAAACAGUGGUUAUGACGAAUUUCUAUAUAUUUUACUAUUCUCAGCAACCGAUCAAAAAUGGACUUCUUCGUCUUUUUCCUUUCCUUUGUGAAAUCAAGAGUGUUGCGGGCUGUGAUGAGAACUUUAAAGCAUGUUUGACAGCUAGUCGACAAUAUUUUGGAAUCAGUUAUUUAAAUCUUUCCUUUUUAAAUACAUUCGUUCAACAACUGUCACAAAUUUGUGUAAGCACUAAAUGGCAUGCACGUCGAGCGGCUAUUGAAUUUGUUGAAACCAUGAUUUUUUGUAAUCUAUUCAAUACCCGUUCUUGUGCUAAACAAGUAUAUGAACUCGUUCUCAAGUGUCUCUCUGAUGAACACUUCGAAGUGCGAAUAGCUGCACGAAGUACUUUAUCUGAUUUAUAUCAAUGUGGCUACAUUCAAGUAACAUCGAAAGAACUAGUACGAUAA
This is a messenger RNA of Adineta steineri, 4806 nucleotides long. The record is from the annotation of a GenBank genome assembly. Lineage: Eukaryota; Metazoa; Rotifera; Eurotatoria; Adinetida; Adinetidae.